Messenger RNA from Caenorhabditis angaria, 1632 nucleotides. The record is from the annotation of a GenBank genome assembly. Lineage: Eukaryota; Metazoa; Nematoda; Chromadorea; Rhabditida; Rhabditidae.
AUGUCCAAAACAAUAGCGCGAAUAUUCCAUCAUUCCAAAAAAUCGGAUCACGAAGUGACGCCGCAACAAUCAACAUCAGUCGAAACACCACAGCAGACAACAACAAUAAAACCUCGCUCAAAAUCACAAGGAUAUUCACGAGACUUGGUGGAUGAUACAAUGACGAAGAGAAAUUCACGAUUCGUUCAGUAUAUGUUGAAAUUGAGGAUGGUAAGUGAAAAGGGUGGGGCUUAGACUUAGAUCCUUGAAUCUUAGGCUUAUUAUCUUAGGAGGCUCUCAGUGAGCCUUAGUAGUUCUACAUGACUCUAAGAGACUCAAAAGGCCCGAAGAACUCCAAAGACAUCCUAGAAAAUAAUAAAAACAUUAUAAUUAUGAGCUAAUUUUAAGCUCAACGAGUCCAAAAUCUCUAGUCUUAUCAAAUGUUUACACACAAUUUUUUUUUCGGUCGAACCCCCUCAAAAGAAAAAAAACGCGAGCGCAAAUAAAAACAUGUGAUGUGUCUAGACAGCAAAAAGUGCCUGUUUUGCUAACUAACUUCUGGAAAAAUAACACCAAUGAUGUUUGAUGUGUUUUUUUUUCGGAAAUUAUUUCUACACAGUGUAAUAAUAAUUCGGUCACACUGUUUCUACACUUACAAUCUCAGACAGUUUUUUGUUGUUUCUAUUAGAACAAAAAGGUGUUUUUUGAAACGUGAUUUCUCAUGUUUCUAGUCUAGCUUUUGUGGUUUUUGAUUCUGUUGAGGAAAGCAGAGCACAGCACAAGACAAGACAAAAUCUCAUUAUUUUCGGAGCAGAGCAGAGCGAAGAAAAAGCUAAUGGCCUGAGCAGCCAUCAGCACGUUUUAGUAUGUGUCUAGCAUUUUUUAUGAGGAUGGGAGAUUUUUGUAGGAGGCCAGAAAUAAUGGUGUUAAAGCGGAGCAUCGUUUGGAGAUUUUCUAGGGGAAAAAUAAUAAAUUACCCCCAGAAGCGGAACAUCGUUUACAACAUCAAUUUGAGUUAGAUGAUCUCAUAAACUUUAUUUUCAAGAUAUUUUUUCUGAAAAAUUUCAGCUGUUUCGAAGCUGUCUGGGGUUUCCUUGGAUACUUUUUUCUUCAAAAAAUUAUGAAUGUGAAACUUUACAUGAAGAGUAAAUUGUGAAAUCUGAACUUUAAUAGAAAAUUCAAAUUCAAAAUGUAUUUUUCUUACAGAAGCACUGUUUCACCCGCGACACUCUCGACUCUACAAAAGCUGGUGCGGAAAACCGCGAUCCGUGUGUGAUAUGCUUUCGCCGCUACGCCUCAAUCCGCUGCGAUCCUUGCACUCAUGGCCGCGUCUGUAAAUAUUGCGCCUACGAGAUGCUAAAAUCCGCCGGUUAUCCAGAACAACAACAAAUCUUCUGUUCAUAUUGUUAUAAGCCAAUCGAUGGUUUCACAAGAUGGCGAAAAAUUAAGGAGACUGUUGUCGAAGUAAAUCAGGAAGAAAAUCAGGAAAAAGAAAAUAUUGUGAAAAGAACAAGAAUUGUGAGAGAAGAAGAACAUUCAGUUAACCUAAAUGAUUAUGCUUGGGAACUAUUGAAUCGUGGAAUUCACACACAUUGGGAUAACUACGGUUAUGAAGAAUCCACCUCAUCAAAUUCCACAUCAUCAUCAUGCUAA